This is a messenger RNA of Paraglomus occultum, 321 nucleotides long. The record is from the annotation of a GenBank genome assembly. NCBI's taxonomy places the organism in Eukaryota, Fungi, Glomeromycota, Glomeromycetes, Paraglomerales, Paraglomeraceae.
AUGGCAGAAGUCCUUCAUAAAGAAUUGUCAUCUCAUGGAUAUCAAGCAUAUCAGAUGUUGCGUUCGAAGGUUGAAUUGCAAUGUAGUACACGUUCACGUAGCGAUAAUCUUCCUGAAGAUAGAGAAGACUUACUUCGUUUUAUCAGCUAUCGAUGUAAUGUCGUGGAACAUCCCGACUUAGAAGAGGCUCACUGUGAUAAAACAUUUGCUCCUGAUGGCAAAAACGAUUUUGUAGGUCUAUUAGCUGACCGGCUUAAUGAAUGUGUAUACACAGUUAGCAUCGCUGAAGAUUGUCCCCCAUUGAUUCUACAGUCACGAUAG